Messenger RNA from Elaeis guineensis (African oil palm), 2528 nucleotides. RefSeq names its product mitogen-activated protein kinase kinase kinase NPK1. Gene Ontology annotation, molecular function: MAP kinase kinase kinase activity; ATP binding. The record is from RefSeq and is a predicted model, not a curated record. Lineage: Eukaryota; Viridiplantae; Streptophyta; Magnoliopsida; Arecales; Arecaceae. Gene Ontology annotation, biological process: protein phosphorylation; MAPK cascade. Gene Ontology annotation, cellular component: cytoplasm.
CAUUAGCGCAUUCUCGGCAUUUCAGAUAAAAAAAUUAAAGCGAAACUAGAGUACGGAGAGUACCAGUAAUAUUCUGCAUUUGUUCCAUACGACGCCGGAGAUCUCCGCAUGACUGCGGGCGCCGACGAGCCCUACCGCGAAGAACAAGAAGGCGGAGCGAUGGCGAUGCAAGAAAUCUUCCAAUCGGUCCGCAGCUCUCUGGUCUUUCGACCAAACACUAAUGGGGACGAUGGUGGCGGUGGAGUCGGCGGCAUCGCGGGAAAGAUCGGUUUUUGUCUCAGAAAAUCGAGAGGGUUAGGUUUUGGGCCAGGGUUCCUCCACAAGGCCCCACCCUUACCUCCGGGGCCUCCUAUCGUCGCCGAGGACAGCUCCCCUCCGAUCCGGUGGAGGAAGGGCGAACUCAUUGGCUACGGUGCCUUUGGCCAGGUGUACAUGGGUAUGAAUCUCGAUUCUGGAGAGCUACUCGCCGUGAAACAGGUUCUGAUCGGGAAUAACGGUGCUUCCAGGGCGAAAGCUCAAGCUCAUAUAAGGGAGCUUGAGGAAGAAGUUAAGCUUUUAAAGAAGCUUUCUCACCCUAAUAUUGUUAGAUACUUGGGAACUGUUAGGGAGGAGGAGACCUUAAAUAUUCUCUUGGAAUUCGUGUCAGGUGGAUCAAUUUCAUCACUGCUUGGGAAAUUUGGGUCCUUUCCCGAAGCUGUUAUUAGAAUGUAUACAAAGCAGCUGUUGCAGGGCCUCGAGUAUCUUCAUCGUAAUGGAAUCAUACAUAGGGACAUAAAGGGUGCAAAUAUACUUGUUGAUAACAAGGGGUGCAUUAAACUUGCAGACUUUGGGGCAUCUAAGCAAGUUGCUAAGCUGGCAACUAUCACAGCUGCCAAGUCAAUGAAAGGUACUCCUUACUGGAUGGCACCAGAAGUGAUUGUUCAAAGUGGGCAUAGCUUCUCUGCUGACAUUUGGAGCGUUGGUUGUACCAUUAUUGAGAUGGCCACUGGCAAACCUCCUUGGAGCCAGCAAUACCAGGAGGUUGCUGCUUUAUUUCAUGUUGGCACAACAAAGUCACACCCACCAAUUCCAGAGCAUCUUUCUUUAGAGGCCAAGGAUUUUCUUUUGAAGUGCUUACAAGAGGAACCAAACUUGAGGCCAGGUGCUUUUGAUUUGCUGCAGCAUCCCUUUGUUACAGGGGAAUUUAAGGAUCCGCAUCCAUUGUAUCAUUCUCCGGUUAAGGAACCCUCCAAAACUGUGGUUACAUCAUCGAAAGUGCAGAUGAACAACUUAGGCUUGAAUGAUAUGAAGCAUGCAUAUGGCAGUGGCUUCACCAUUAAUUCUGAGAAGGCCUCAACAGUAAGACCUAUCUGGGAGGUGAGUCCUGAUGAUGAGGUGUGCCGGUUUAGUGACACAGAUGAUUUUCCAGUGGUUGGAUCGAGCUUUAAUCCAAUGUCGGAGCCAUUUGAUGACUGGCCAUGCAAGUUUGACUUCAGUGCAGAACAAAGAAUCAUGAACUCAGAUGACUUGGGCAUGCCAACUAAUGGUGCUUCUGGUGGUGGUCAGGAAGGGGAAAAUGACUUUACGUUCCCUUGUGGGCAAGUAUGUGAAGAUGAUGAAGUUACAGAGACAAAAAUUAAGGCUUUCCUGGAUGAGAAGGCCCUUGAUCUGAAGAAGCUGCAGACCCCUUUAUAUGAAGAGUUCUACAACACCAUGAAUGCUACAAGUUCUCAUGGAGUUGAGAGUACGUGCAAGGAAACCAUCACAAAUAUUUCAAGAUUACCACCCAAAGGCAAGUCAUCACCCAACAAGGUGGUAAGUGGGUCAUCUUCCCCAUGUUCUGAUACCACAAAGAACAUUAGCCCUGGGAACCGCAGUAGGCAAGUCUCAAGCACUGAUGAGGAGAAUAAUCAGAUUCUGAGAGAAAUACCUUCUCCUCAGCUUAAUGAGUGGGGAGAUCCUCUUCAAGAUGUUCAACAAGAACCAACCAGCCUAAGCACAAGCUUUUCUGAGAGACGGAGGAAGUGGAAAGAAGAGUUGGAUCAGGAGCUUGAGAGGGAAAGAGAGAUGAUGCGCCAAGCAGGGCUCGUUGGGAAGAUAUCUCCAAAGGACAGAGGCCUAAAUCGCAAGAAAGACCACUUGCCAUCCACAUCUCCAGCCAAAUAGGUGUACAGACUUACCUAGCCUUAUUGGUUAUCUUACUGUGUGCUUCAUCUGGUUAUCGAUGAAUAAAAACACACUGGCAAAAGUGCAGAUCCUAUUACCAUGAUUUGCCACCCUACCAUCAUUGGCAUAUGAAAGCAAGACAGCCAGCGGUUUUUGCUGGUUUAGCACAAAGAGAAAAAGGUAAUCUAUCACUCUGAUAUCUUAUGUGCAGCAGCCAGCCAGUGCUCGGUGUGCUAUGUUUGUUUUGCAAAGCAAUUGUUGAUGCUAUUCCAGCGGUAUGUUAGCAAAUUGAUGUUGUAUCAUGUUUGCCUUGUGGUAAUGCAUCUGAGAAGCUUGUUAUAGAUUCUAAUUGAAGAUUGAAUUUUUUUUUUUUUCUUGAAAAA